AUGGCGUUCUUCAGCUCCGCAGGAGAGAAGAUGGUCGCGAGGCACCCCCUGAAUCGUCUGAAGCAGCAGCAGACGGUGCUGAGGUACAAGCACACGAUCAAGGAGUGCGGCAUCAAACUGGGCGCUCGCGGCGAGCUGGUGGGCGUCCCAGUUGGGGAUGAGGCCGCGAGAGUCACGAGGAUUUUGUCGGACCCGACGUCUCGGGCGCAGGUGGAGGGGAGCGGGCGCAUUCAGCAGUGGCAGAUUCAAUUGAUCUCCGGGGCCCACUUGAUGGAGGCAGCCUAUGAUGCCCACGACGAAAACGAGCAGCUUCCGAUCGAGCGUAAGAACCAGUUGGUGACCACGAGCAUCGAGUGUGGCCUGCCCGGCGUGACGCUGAUCAGCCCAGCGACCCCGCGCGACGCUCUCCUCUACUUCCGCGAUGAUGGCAACCUGCUCAACGGCGAGGCUUCUGGAGUUUCUAUCCUGGACAUCUACAGCACAGCCGACGAUCUCGCACAGGAGUGGCAGAAAGCUGCCGCCGAUAAGAGGAAGAAGAAGCCGAAGACCCAGGACGCAGGGGGGGAGAACAAGGAGAACGCGGGCGGUAGCCAGGUCCAGGAGCAGGGCACGAAGCGCUCGCAGGCGGGGUACGAAACGCAGUAUUGGAACUUCGUCGAAAAAGCUGCCCCAGGGAGGUUCACCGGCUGGGAGCCCUUCAGCGAUGCGAAGAGUUUCGUGAACGGCAUGCGGCAGCUGAAGCUGUGGCAGGCUUACAAUGACGAUAUGAACCGCGUCGCGAUUUUCACGGCCGCGAUCGAUACGAGCAUCUUGCUCAAUGUGAACGCCAAGAUCUUGAGAAUGCACAAGCCUGAUUCCGACAAGAGGCCUGGGCGACUGACGCUCAUGAUGGAGGUUUUCAAGUUCGCGCUGCCUACGAACGGGGAGCCGCAUGCGGAGUUCCUACUGAGAGAUCCAAAGGCCGCCGAAGACAUGCUCAAGGCGCUAUUCGUCCCCUUCAAGUUGACCAAGGCACACAAGAUGCAAGAGAAAGCGAGGGAGGAAGAGACGGCCAUGGAGCGCAUGCACGCGGCGAACGUCGACGCCCAGGGCUGCGAUCCUUCCGAGAGGAAGAAGCGCAGGAGAGUCAAGGCAGCAGCGGCAGAUAAAGACGUGAUGUUUCUCUGGCUGGACGACGUCAUCGAAGCCAUCAACAGUGCGGUUGCAGACGUGCCGUGGGACAAGAUUCAGAUCAACCUGGUCAAGCAGUCGCAGAGGAUGUGCAUCUACUUCGCGUUCAGUGGCAAGAUCUUAGUGGAGGCCUACACCGAUAAGAUGAAGAAGUCCCCGAAGUGCAUCGACGGGAAGCUCGAGAUUAAGACCUACCUCAAGCUCCGAGAGUACGUUGUGAAGUUCCUCAGGGAUAAGCAUGCCGACGUCGCGGGCAAUGCCGAGGAGGAUGAGAAGGGGGACUCCGAGGAGGAGGACGAGGCGCCACCGGCCAAUCCGGAGGACGCAGCAGUUGUUGCCAUGCAGCACGGCCAUUUGACCAUGACCGAGGCGCAGACCGAGCAGAUGACGCGAGCCGUGCAGCUUUUAGGCGACAUGCCGCAGAUGCACACCUGCUUGCAAAGAUUCCUCAAGGAGAACGCGAUCGAGGGCCUCCAGCAUAUUGGCCUUAUCAAAAGAUCGCACUCGGCCAUGGUCAAGAUUAUCAGUUCCCUGUGGCAGAAAGCAUUCGACGCCGGCAUCGCGAUAGCACUGCGGGAUCCCACGGCAGUUGGUCAGCCGACCGAGUUCGAACCGAUGGUGAAAUAUCUGGCUUCCUCGCUUUGGUGCACCAUGCCUCCGCUGCCGCAGAGGUGGAUCACCAUCGCCCAGUUGAUCUACCGGAGCACGGAUGGGGGCAUCGCGGUCGACCUAGAUGACGUCGGCCGCGUGCACCCGUCGCUGGGCCAUGUCUGCUCAGUAUGGAAGGACAAGGCAACUCUCCAGGGGUUUCUUGGCAUGCGCUCCCACUACAUGCUUGUUUGCAUGCUGGAACUGACCGAGAUUGCAAAAGAGAAAGGUGUCGUGACCAAGCUGGAUCAGACCCAGGCUCAGGAGCUUUCAGCCCUCGCCGACAUCAUGAGCAAGCUCGCGAACAUCAUCAUUGAUGAUGGCCUUCCGAUCGUCAUUGUCCAGGACGCCGCUGCCGAUACGGUGGAAUCAUGGGUCGACUGCUGGACGAGGAUCCUGCACCGGUGCCACUCGAUCGCCAAUUUGAAGUACGUGGAGAAAGACGAGAACGACUGGUGCAGGAUCGAGCGUGGCUUCAAGUCGAAAUACUCCGACAUGACAGUACCCAAGCUCAAGAGUGAGUACUCGACUGCUUCAGCAACGGCGACCUCGCAGGAAUCGCAGGGGACUGGCGCCCCCGCCCUCGCCGCGGCCGCAGAUUGCUGGAAAAAGGAGGACUGGGUGAAAGCAUUGGUUGACUACAGCCUGGAGAAUGCCAAGUUCAAGGAGCAGAGCAUGAAGUCCGAGUGGGACGCUGCACUUGGUUCCUGGGAUGAGGAGAUCCGGUCCAGGGGCGGCGCGGCCGCUGCCGAGGCUGCAAUCGACGCUGCGCUCGACUCGAUGUCCGCGCCUGAGCGUGCAUGCCUGGUCGUCAACAACAAGACGUACGAGCGGAUUCGCAUCCCUCCGUCCAAGAUCAGCGAUUACUUUGCCGCCAAGACCUUCCUGAUCGGGAACGCUCUGACCGAUAAGCUAUUCCGCGAGGAGUUCGACACCAUAGGCGACCAGAAGAUCGUGCUCAAGCAGCAGAGAGACGAGAAGGAGAAGGAGAAGCCGAGCCAGAGGCUCUACAUCCAGGUGGAGAGCUUGGAUGCCGUGCCCAGCGUCAGCCUUCCCUUGGUCGGAACGGUGACCUUGGGCCUCCCAGGCGUUCCGCCUUCCAAGAUGUGCUACAGUGCUGGGAAUGCGAAGAUCGGCGACGAAACCUACCACUUGUUCAUCCAGCCACUGUCUGGCAUGCUGCACCCGAUGUCAACCCUGUACACGCCAGGGUGGUCAGUGCGCUCGAUUGCUCCGAAGGACCCGAAGGACGACGACGUCAAGAAGGAUCAGAAGGCACAGAAGGACAAGGAGGCUGCGGCUAAGGCGCAGAAGAAGUGCACCAUGAAGAUGGGCAGUCCGAUCGUCAAGGAGUUCACGGUGGAGGGCUGCGCGGACAAGGUGAAGUUGUCCAUCGCCACACUCCAGAUGGACGCAGAGGCUUUCACGACCGACGCCUCGAAGGAUGGCUUCAAGGACAGGCACGUGGUCCCGGAGCCGCCGACGCCGGCGCCAGUGUUCGAGCUGACCAGGGCGGCAUUCGCCGAGGAGGUCGCGGCCGCCUCGAGCAAGAAGCCCGAGGCUGAGGACCCCACACUUUUUGCUUCCGGCGCGUGGCAGGGUGCGAACAAGGCGCUCGUCCGUUCGAUGGUGAAGCAUGUGCUCUCCUAG
Molecule: messenger RNA, 3468 nt
Organism: Prorocentrum cordatum
Lineage: Eukaryota; Dinophyceae; Prorocentrales; Prorocentraceae
Source: the annotation of a GenBank genome assembly